Molecule: messenger RNA, 1509 nt
Organism: Microthlaspi erraticum
Lineage: Eukaryota; Viridiplantae; Streptophyta; Magnoliopsida; Brassicales; Brassicaceae
Source: the annotation of a GenBank genome assembly
AUGAGGAACGACGCAGGUGGUACAAUGGUUGUUGAUCUCCAAACCGAUCCAUAUAACACUAAUCACAAUCGCCACGACCGAGACAUAAGCGAUAAUGGUCACAAUCACAAACCGAGGCCGAAAUUUGGUGAUCUCUUGAAAGCUGACCACGACGGAAAUCUAUUAGCUUCCGUAGAUCCCAUCAUUGUCAACACCAACUUAACUCACCACCGGUUUAGUAGCGUCUCCGGCGCCUCAACCAUGUCCAUGAGCAGCGGUCCGGCCAGCGGAGAAGGCUCUCCUUGCGUAAUGUCGCCUUGGGCCCGCGUGUCUCCCCCUUGGGCUGCGGAUUUCAACGACGACAAUGUCCUUGAGACAAAUGGUCUCAUUGGAUCUAUUGUACGUGAAGAAGGUCAUAUCUACUCGCUAGCCGCUUCAGGUGACCUUCUCUACACGGGCUCGGACUCCAAGAACAUUAGGGUUUGGAAGAAUUUGAAGGACUACGCCGGUUUUAAAUCCAGUAGUGGUCUAAUCAAGGCCAUUGUGAUAUUCGGAGACAGGGUCUUUACCGGCCAUCAGGACGGGAAGAUCCGUGUUUGGAAGGUUUCGAAGAAAAGGCCGGGGAAGCACAAGAGGGUUGGAACAUUGCCGACGUUUAAAUCGAUGGUCAAGAGCUCUGUAAACCCUAAGCAUUACAUGGAGGUACGCCGCAACAAAACCUCCGUGAAGACGAAGCAUAACGACGCAGUUUCGAGUCUUAGCCUAGACGUGGAGCUAGGGUUGUUGUACUCGAGUUCUUGGGACACGACCAUCAAAGUGUGGAGACUCUCCGACUCGAAAUGUUUGGAAUCGAUACACGCUCACGACGACGCGAUAAACUCGGUAAUGUACGGUUUCGAUGACUUGGUGUUCACGGGAUCAGCGGAUGGCACGGUUAAAGUUUGGAAACGUGAGAUGCACGCCAAAGGAAUGAGGCAUGUGUUAGCUCAAAUCUUGCUCAAGCAAGAAAACGCCGUCACGGCGUUGGCCGUAAAAGCAACGUCUUCUAUAGUAUAUAGCGGUUCAUCGGAAGGGCUAGUAAACUACUGGGAGCGCUCGAAGCGCGUGUUCGUCGGCGGAGUGCUCAAAGGGCACAAAUCCGCUGUGCUAUGUCUUGCUGUGGCGGGAAACUUGUUGUUGAGUGGCUCCGCCGACAAGAACAUAUGUGUCUGGAGGAGGGACACGUCGGACGGAUCACAUCAGUGUCUGUCUGUUUUGACGGGUCAUAUGGGACCGGUCAAGUGUCUAGCCGUGGAAGAGGAACGGGCUUGCCGUAAAGGAGCAAAAGCCUCUGCGGUGGCUGACGGAGACCGGAAGUGGAUUAUAUACAGCGGAAGCUUGGACAAAUCGGUGAAAGUUUGGCGCGUGUCGGAGAGGAUGGCCACGUGGAGGGAGAUGGACGACGAGGCAGCAGGAUCUUCAGGGCGGAAGAGCUCUUCGUCUCCGCACGAAGGGAGUGGCGCGUGGAGUUCACGAGAACUGGGAAAAUAA